Messenger RNA from Bombyx mandarina (wild silkworm), 1705 nucleotides. It is a transcript of the gene Nmd3, whose product is annotated as 60S ribosomal export protein NMD3. Lineage: Eukaryota; Metazoa; Arthropoda; Insecta; Lepidoptera; Bombycidae. The record is from RefSeq and is a predicted model, not a curated record. Gene Ontology annotation, molecular function: ribosomal large subunit binding. Gene Ontology annotation, cellular component: nucleus; cytoplasm. Gene Ontology annotation, biological process: ribosomal large subunit export from nucleus.
UUAUGUUCGUACAAACCUGCUGUUAUUGGUCUACUGUGAAAAGCAUUUUUCUUUAAACAGUGACUAGAAACUAAAUUUUGUGUCGCGUGUGUUGAGUCUAAAUGAAGAUGGAAUACUUUGCUCCAGAAAACGCUUCUUUAAGCAACAAUACACGAAUAUUGUGCUGUCAGUGUGCUGUACCUAUAGAAGCAAACCCCUCAAAUAUGUGUGUAGCUUGUUUAAGGGCUCAUGUAGACAUCACAGAUGGAAUACCCAAACAAGCGACAUUAUUCUUCUGUAGGGGUUGUGAAAGGUAUUUGCAACCACCCUCUGAGUGGGUUGUGUGUGCAUUAGAGUCACGUGAACUCUUAGCUCUCUGUCUCAAGAGAUUAAAAGGAUUGAGCAGAGUUAAGUUAAUUGAUGCUGGUUUUGCUUGGACUGAGCCACAUUCGAAGAGAAUAAAGGUAAAAUUAACUGUACAAGGCGAAGUUAUCGGAGGAGCAGUGCUCCAGCAGACAUUUAUAGUUGAAUUUACAAUUCAACAUCAAAUGUGCGAUGCUUGCCAUCGUUCAGAAGCUCAAGAUUACUGGCGUGCUUUAGUGCAAGUACGACAAAGAGCUAAUAACAGGAAAACAUUUUACUAUCUUGAACAAUUAAUAUUGAAGCAUAAGGCUCAUGAAAAUACUCUAGGGAUCAAGCCCAAGCAUGAUGGACUAGAUUUCUUCUAUUCAACAGAGAAUCAUGCGCGCAAAAUGGUUGAUUUUAUUCAAUCUGUUCUGCCUAUAAAAUGUCAACAUUCCAAGAAGCUAAUUUCGCAUGACAUACAUAGCAAUAUAUACAACUAUAAAUUUACAUUCAGUGUGGAAAUUGUACCUCUAUCUAAGGACAGUGUUGUGUGUCUUCCAAAGAAACUUACCCAACAAUUGGGAUCCAUUUCACCAAUUUGUUUAGUGCACAGAGUAACUAGCACAAUUCAUUUGAUUGACGCUAAUAAUGGACAAGUUUGCGAUGUAUCAUCCACUGUUUACUGGAGAAAUCCUUUUUCACCCAUAUGUAAUCCUAAACAGUUGGUGGAAUAUAUUGUUAUGGAUAUUGAUAUACUGAAAGAACAUGAAAAGAAAUCUUUCCCGGGACAGGGUAUGGUGUCUAACAAACACGUGAUUGCUGACGUCUGGAUCGUUAAAGCCAGCGAAUUAGGCAUGGACAUUAGUCCCGUACACACUAGGACGCAUCUAGGACACAUCCUGAAACCGGGCGACACCGUUCUAGGAUAUAAUUUAAGUGAAUCAAACGUUAAUGAUACAAAUUUCGAUAAACUGGAUCGAAGUAACAUCCCCGACGUGUUUUUGGUGAAAAAGUUCUAUGGUGAAAAGUCGGCUCGGAGGAGAGCACGUGCUUGGAAACUCAAACACAUGGCCGAAGAUUUCCACGAAGGCCUCAGUUCCACUAAUGAUGACUACAAUGACUUCCUUGAUGAUCUCGAAGAGGAUCCUGCAUUCAGACAGAAUGUUAAUAUUUUUAAAGAUACUAGCAGAAUUGCUGUGGAUACAGACGAGAUCGAUCCGUCACUUCCUCGUAUUACACUGGCCGAAAUGCUCGACGAUUUAACUAUUGAAGAUGUGGAAAUGAGCGACGUUUGACGAAUGCUGACUUUUAUUGUUUUCUGUUGUUAAAAAUCUAAUUUUCUUCUAUGGAAUUUAAUAUAUAAAAAAAAAUAAAGAAAUUG